GGGAACUACACUGACUUUAUAAUAUAUAAAGCUGAAAUGACAAACUAUUCAACAACAAGACAUCAACAGCAACAAGAAAUCACAGAUCAACUACUUUUACAAGACAAAGAUGGCCAGCAAACAUCUUCAGACUGAGGAAUCAAAGCUGAGGAUCGUGCUCCUGGGAAAGACCGGAGUUGGUUUGAGUGCGUCAGGAAACACCAUCCUUGGGAGGAAAGAGUUUACGAGUGAACUGUCUUCUGCAUCUGAAACAAGAGAGUGUAAGAUGAAGGAAAGAAAGUUUGAUGGACAAACACUGGCUAUUGUUGAUACUCCAGGUCUGUUUCACACAGACAACGAUCAUAAGAAGGUGAUGAAAAAGAUCUUACAAUGCAUCAUGAUGACUAUGCCCGGUCCUCAUGUGUUCCUGUUGGUGCUAAAGCUAAAUUCCUUCUCACAGCAAGAUGAAGAUACACUGAAAACCUUCAAGAACAUCUUCAGAGACGCAGAACGUCAUACUAUCGUCUUGUUCACCCAUGGAGAUGAAUGUAAGGAUGAUAAUUGUAAGGUUCAACAUCAAUGUCAAGCUUUGGCUAAAAGAAAAGAAGAUGUCAGAAAUGUCAUCGUUCUGCGUGAUGAUGCAUUUCAUGUCUUUAACAACGAAGUCGAGGAUGAGUCUCAAGUUAGUGACCUGGUGCAGAAGAUCAAGAACAUGGUCCAGGAAAAUGGCUACUACAGAGGCGAAAUAUAUGAAAAGGCUGAGAAUGCCUUAGAAGAAAAAAAUGAACCCCAUGAGGUACAGGAAGGUAAUAAAGAGCUAUUUGGGAAGCAUGUGGAGGACAUGAUCAACAAGGGUCAGGCUAUAUUGGAGGAACGCAUUUUAGAUUCCUUUCCAGGUGUGAAAUCUUUCCUCAAAAAAGUGCAAGACAUGGCAUAUGCAUGCAUGCCACCAGAAUCUAAGUAAAUAGAGCUCAUCAAAUGAGUACUAAAAAACAUAUGACAAAGGGAAAAUCAUAGUGGUGAAAGGAUGCAAAUUUAUUGUUUAUUUUUCACUGUUCAAUACACUUUUCAAAAUGUAUACAAUGUGUAGAUGCUAUAUUCGUGAUCUGUGGACAGUUGGGGCAUUGGCUGUUGUGUGAAUAGUGAUCUUUUUCUUUUUUAGGAAAGGUGACAGUAGUGUGAGUUUGUUAUACUGCUACAUAAGGCGUCAGGUUGAUUUUUUUCCUACCAAAAUCUCUAAACAUUGUUGCUUGACUGUCCAGUCACCGCAGUCCCGAUGAGAUACGAUGCUUGCUAAGCAAUAAGCUUUUAUUACCAAGCGUUUCGCCUCUUAGGCUACACACAGGCCACUCCUUCUUAUUGGAGAGGUUUGUUGGAUCAGUAUGCAUCCAAAUUAUGCAACAUAAAUCAAAUAAUAGCGUAAAAUGUUUAAAUCAAAGCACCUCAAACCAUUUCUGUGCUCUGUCUGAUGAAAUGUUUAUGGCGGGAGCUUUCAACAUUAAUUUUGUGUUUGAGGAAAAACUGUUAACCGAGGAAAUUUUCAGACAUUUGAGAUGUAUGUAAGUAGAUUUGUUAACUUGUAAUUAAAUCCUGUUGUAAACUGCAGGUAAAAAAAUUUAAAUGCUUAUUUUGUGCAUACAUAUUGUGAUGAAAGGCUUCCAUCAAUUUCCUUUUUUAAUAUUUUGGAUAACACUUAAAUAAGGCUGGAAUUAUUAAGUGUUAUAUACUUGUAUUAUCCUGAAUCCUUGUGUGGUGGGUUACUGAUCAGGUGUUUUUAUUCCCUGUGCAUCCUUGAUGUUUCUUGCAUCAUCUGAAUAAAGUGAUAUCUGUCUAAUCUG
This is a messenger RNA of Micropterus salmoides (largemouth bass), 1817 nucleotides long. Its product is annotated as GTPase IMAP family member 9-like. Bases 110 to 943 code for a protein of 277 amino acids. The record is from RefSeq and is a predicted model, not a curated record. Gene Ontology annotation, molecular function: GTP binding. The transcript has 2 exons. NCBI's taxonomy places the organism in Eukaryota, Metazoa, Chordata, Actinopteri, Centrarchiformes, Centrarchidae.